Messenger RNA from Pristis pectinata (smalltooth sawfish), 2137 nucleotides. Its product is annotated as dual specificity testis-specific protein kinase 1-like. NCBI's taxonomy places the organism in Eukaryota, Metazoa, Chordata, Chondrichthyes, Rhinopristiformes, Pristidae. Gene Ontology annotation, biological process: positive regulation of stress fiber assembly; actin cytoskeleton organization; protein phosphorylation. Gene Ontology annotation, molecular function: ATP binding; protein serine/threonine kinase activity. Gene Ontology annotation, cellular component: nucleus; cytoplasm. The record is from RefSeq and is a predicted model, not a curated record.
GUUCGGCACCGGAUGUCCGGGCAGGUAAUGGUCCUCAAGAUGAACAAGUUGCCAAGUAACCGCGGCAACAUGCUACGUGAGGUGCAGCUGAUGAACCGUCUCUCCCACCCCAACAUCCUGCGGUUCAUGGGUGUUUGUGUCCACGAGGGCCAGUUACAUGCUCUGACCGAGUACAUAAACGGAGGGAGUCUGGAGCAGAUUCUGGGCAGCAAGGAGCACCUGCCCUGGUUGGUGCGGAUCAAGCUGGCACUGGACAUUGCAAAAGGCCUUUGCUACCUGCACUCCAAAGGAAUCUUUCAUCGGGACCUGACAUCCAAGAACUGCCUGGUAAAGUGUGAGGAUAAGUCCUACACUGCCGUGGUGGGAGACUUUGGCCUUUCAGAGAAGAUCCCAAACUACAGCGGUGAUGGGGAGAAGGAGCCAUUGGCUGUGGUUGGAUCGCCGUACUGGAUGGCACCUGAGGUUCUGAGAGGAGAGCUGUACGAUGAGAAGACAGAUGUCUUCGCCUAUGGCAUCAUUCUGUGCGAGAUCAUUGCCCGAAUACCAGCUGAUCCUGACUACCUGCCCCGCACUGAGAACUUUGGCCUGGAUGUGAAGACUUUCCAGAAGAUGGUGGGAGAUUGUCCACCUGUAUUCCUGGAGCUGGCAGUCCUCUGCUGCGUUAUGGAUUCCACCCAAAGGCCAUCCUUUGCGGAGAUUGUCCAGAGACUGGAAGUGAUCCUGGAAAAGAAGCUGUAUGAGAACACAGCUCCAAUUGCAGACACUGCAAGAGAACGUCACAUAACUGUUGAAGUGUCAAGAGUGCAAAAUGGGGCAGGCGGCGAGUACCCGGAGGCGGCCCGGACCGGCCGGGCCCGGGGCUCCAGCGACCUGCUGUCCAACAGCCUGCGGGUCCAGUGCGAGCCCCGCCUGUCGCGCAGCCACUCGGACAUGCUGUCACCGGCCGGCGAGCUGCCGGGGCUGCGGGCCCGGGUCAACCCGUUCUCGGGCCGGGAGGACCUGAAGGGAGGGAAGAUCAAGCUGUACGACUCGCCCAGCAAGUCGGUGAUCUCGCUGACGUUCGACCUGCCGCCGCCCGCCGCCUACCAGCUGCCCAUGCCGGUCACCCCCGAGCCGGUGACCGAGGCGGCCCGCGGCCUCCCCGCCCUGCUGCUGCCCGCCCGCAACUGCCGCUCGCUGCCCACCUCGCCGGUGCUCCGCCGCGGGCCGCGCUUCCUCCGCCCCGCCGGGGCGCCGCGCCGUGUCGGACCGGAGGCGGACGACAGCGAGGAGGAGGCGGAGGCCGGGGCCUCCAGCGGGGCCUCCAGCUCCUCAGAACUCGACCGCGUCGCCGCCUCGGACGGCAGGCCGUGCGGCGGUGGCGCGGUGACGAUGAGCGAGCCUCGCCGUCCCUCGGGCGGCGACUGGGCCGCCGGGCGCCAUCGACCCGUCUCCAACAUUCCCGGCGCCUCCGGGACGGCGGAGUGCGCGCAUGCGCCGGUCCCAACGGGAGGGACCGGGCUGACGGACAGUGCGCAUGCGCCGACCUCAGCGGUGCCGGCGCCCGAGACCGGGUUGUCGGACAGUGCGCAUGCGUCAAGAGUCUCCGCGCCAAGGACCGGGUUGUCAGGCAGUGCGCAUGCGUCGGCGACAACGGCGCCCGCGCCUGGAACCGGGUUGCCGGACGGUGCGCAUGCGCUACAGGUCGCUCCGCCCGGGAACGAGUUAUUAGACAGUGCGCAGGCGCCGGUGCUGACGGUCACGGCACCGGGGAGGGGACGAUCGGCCAGUGCGCAGGCGCCGGUGUCAAUGAUUGACGUGCGUGCGGUGCAGCAGCGAGGUGAGGCUGCGCAUGCGCCGGAGCUGACGCGCGAUCAGCCGCUGGUGUGCGAUGGCGGGCAGGAGCCGGAGGAGGCGCUGCCGUGCCCGGGCUGCUGCCUCGGCGGCUUCGCCUUCUUCCCGCCCGUGUGUCUGCGGCCCGCCGCCCGGCCCGCCCGCUACCGCAGCCUGAGCUGCGAGUCCGAGCAGGGCCCGCGGCACAUUCCACAGGCUUAGCCCGAGCGUGAGGUUCCCAUGGAGACCCUUCCCCACCUCCCCCCCCCCAGAGACCCUGUCCCACCAACCACCCCCCCACAGACCCUCCCCCCCACAGACCCUU